This is a messenger RNA of Penicillium egyptiacum, 729 nucleotides long. The record is from the annotation of a GenBank genome assembly. Lineage: Eukaryota; Fungi; Ascomycota; Eurotiomycetes; Eurotiales; Aspergillaceae.
AUGGAGGAUGAAACCAACCUCUCUUCUUCUGGCGAGGACUCUGCCCCAGAGACCGUCACCAACCAUGUCGGAUCUGGCCUGACCAACGGGCCCCAGACUGCCAACAACCCGUUUCGCUCUGGCUGGGGCAAUGCCUUCCAGACCAACAACCCUUUCGGCUCUGGCGUGGGUAAUGUCCCCCAGACAACCAACAACCCGUUCCGCUCUGGUAUGAGCAAUGGCCCCCAGACCACCAACAACCCGUUCCGUUCUGGCGUGGCUAAUGGCCCCCAAACUAUGAACCCUUUCCGCUCUGUCUGGGGCCAUCCCUCCCAAAGCAACAAUCCUUUUUCUUCUGGAGUGGGCAGUAUCCCCCAGAACAUCUACAACCCUUUCCGUCGCGCCCCCAUUGAGGACGGCCCCUUGACCUCCAAUGGAGGAUUCACCAAUGGUCACUCCCACGGAAACGAAUGGCGCGCUCCCCACCCCACUGACUUCAACCCUCUCUACCGCGCACCCGAUGACGAGACUGACGAGACUGACGAGGAGGCUGAAGUCAAACCGGCCACUAUUUCACUCCCCAACCACGAGGGGGUGGACCACCUCUCCGAUGAGGAUGAGGGACGGGAAGCUGCCCCGUAUGUCAACGGCGAGGCCCUCGAGGCCAGCCUCGACGCCAUCUUGGCGGAGGGCAAUGGCGCUAAUGACUCCAGCGACGGCGACGAGGACGCCUACCUGGACGAGGCGUAG